Molecule: messenger RNA, 1184 nt
Organism: Theobroma umbraticum
Lineage: Eukaryota; Viridiplantae; Streptophyta; Magnoliopsida; Malvales; Malvaceae
Product: PHD finger protein ALFIN-LIKE 3-like
Biological process (GO): regulation of DNA-templated transcription
Cellular component (GO): nucleus
Molecular function (GO): transcription coregulator activity; transcription cis-regulatory region binding; histone binding
Source: RefSeq, a predicted model, not a curated record
CUCGGCAGCCCCAAAGACAAUUAUGAUAUAGUCCUUCAUGUAUAUAUCAGUAGUAAAAGAAAUGAUGUCUCAUUUGGACAAAUAACAAAACGAAGAGUGAAUUUUUUUUCUUUUUUUUUUUUCGGUUUGAGAACAGAAGAGGAAGGGUGUAAUGGAGGGAGGAGGAGCUCAGUAUAAUCCUCGCACAGUGGAAGAGGUUUUUAGGGAUUUCAAAGGCCGAAGAGCUGGCAUGAUCAAAGCACUCACCACAGAUGUGGAAGAAUUUUAUCAGCAGUGUGAUCCUGAGAAGGAGAAUCUGUGCUUGUAUGGCUUCCCAGGUGAACAAUGGGAAGUCAAUUUACCUGCCGAAGAGGUCCCUCCAGAACUACCAGAGCCUGCCUUGGGUAUUAACUUUGCAAGGGAUGGUAUGCAAGAAAAGGACUGGUUAUCUUUAGUUGCUGUCCAUAGUGAUGCAUGGCUGCUUUCAGUUGCCUUCUAUUUUGGUGCGAGAUUUGGAUUUGAUAAAGCUGACAGAAAACGGCUUUUCAACAUGAUUAAUGAGCUUCCAACGAUAUUUGAAGUUGUAACUGGUGCUGCCAAGAAACAAACAAAGGAGAAGUCAUCGGUAUCAAAUCAUAGUAGCAACAAAUCAAAGUCCAACUCCAAAGUGAAGGAAUCUCAGGCAAAGUAUUCAAAACCAUCUCAGCCAAAGGAUGAAGAUGAAGGCUUGGAUGAGGAAGAUGAGGAGGAGCAUGGAGAGACCUUGUGUGGGGCUUGUGGCGAGAACUAUGCAUCAGAUGAGUUCUGGAUAUGUUGUGAUGUCUGCGAGAAAUGGUUCCAUGGAAAGUGUGUGAAGAUCACUCCAGCUAGAGCCGAGCACAUUAAGCAGUACAAGUGCCCAUCAUGCAGCAACAAGAGAUCUCGCCCUUGAUAUCAUGAAAAUAUGCUGUGUGUGUGUGUCUCUCUCUCUUUCUCUCUCUCUCUCUCUCCCCAUUUGUACUUUUUCUCUCGGUGUACUCUGCUAACUGUCCUGUUAAUCAGUUUGUGUCUUUGAUGUAGACUAGUGCGGCAUGUGAAUGGUCACUUUGGUCUAGAAAAUCUCAGUUUUCAAUACUAUUUAUUUGUAGUUUAGUUUUAUGAUCAUUCCCUUGUGAAACAUUUUGGAAAUCUUUUGAUUUGAUAGGGAAUUCUGUUAUGUGUUAAAA